This is a messenger RNA of Mus musculus (house mouse), 4028 nucleotides long. RefSeq names its product zinc finger protein 180 (gene Zfp180). The transcript is spliced from 6 exons. Bases 549 to 2444 code for a protein of 631 amino acids. Gene Ontology annotation, cellular component: nucleus; nucleoplasm. NCBI's taxonomy places the organism in Eukaryota, Metazoa, Chordata, Mammalia, Rodentia, Muridae. The record is from RefSeq and is marked validated.
GAUAACCCCCUACUUCCGGGUUUAGCCGGCAGUGCAGCCAUUUGUGUGAGUGUGUGUGUGUGUUUGUAUGUGUUUGUGUGUGUGCGUGCGUGCGUGUGAGUGUGUGUGUGUGUAUGUGUGUGAAGGCGUCUUCUAUGGCUCAGCUUUGUGGCUGGGCUCAGUCUACACGGAGCGACCUGGCGGAUGCUGACUCGAAGUGGAAGCCAGACCCCCGCCACUCGAGUCAUGCCGGGUGUGCUUCAGGAUCGGGGCAGGAAGCGGUGAGCACAGUUUCGUUCUGACGCUGAGUCGUGAGUGGCUCAGACCCGCCCCGGUCCUCACCACGGGCUCACGGACGUCCAGCUUGGCACCACGCCACACCUGGAGGAGACCAUGGAGCAACAAGAUGAUGAGUCCCUGGAGUCCCUGCAGGCCUGUGUGGAGGAAGAGUCUAUCACACACCAAAGGCUAGCAUUUCCCCUGAUAAGCUGGAAGCCAGUAGGUCCUAGUGAUUCUCUGCUCUCUGCCCCUCUGAGCUGGGGCUACAGAACUUUGUUCUACCCCAAGAGAUGAUCAUUGAAGUGGAGGGAGAAGAUGCUGGGUCACUGGACAUCAUGCCUCAGGAAAGCACAGACUUCAAGAUUGUAACUGUGGACCUUACAGAGGAGGGACAGAGCAUGUGGAACAAUGCCCAGAGAACCCCAGAGAAAACCGUGAUCCUGGAAGGCCACAGGGACCUGUGGGACUUGCCAGCUGUACAUGGAACAGAAGGAGCCACCGCAAAGCAGACAAUCUUCAAUGAAGAACCAUCCCAUGGAUUGAAGCUAGAGGGGUCGGCAAGAGAUGACCCUUGGCUGUCAACAUGUGAAGAAGUCCGAGACUGUAAGGAGCAGUCGGGGAAACAACCGAACAAGCAAGAGGAGGUGGCCUUUACCCAGGGUAGCGCUGGCUCUCCUGAUACUGUCUACAGGGGUCAUGACCCUGACAGGAGUUGCCUGAGUACCAGCCGGCCUUCAUUCCCCAUGAUACCCCUCAGAAACCAUUUCCAUAAACAGGCGUCACAUGUUAAAAAGUUGCAUGGUGAUGUCGUUGCAAGCAGUCACCAAAAGAUCAGUGAUAGCUCAGAUCUCCUUGAAGAUGACACAGCUGGGGCAGUUCCUCAGAGCAUCCGCCCCUCUCAGUUCGUAAGCAGCCCACAAGGAGAGGAAGCCUAUGAACUUAAUGGCCAUGUUCAAGCUUCUGGCCGAGGUGCGCCCCGAAAUCUAAAUGAGAAAGUUCCUUUGGAAGGUAAAACCUUUGGCUUUAAAGGGCGCGGGCAAGUUUUAAACCAUAGCGUGGUCCUCGGUGGGCAACAGGAGCUUCUUGUUAAAGAGGGCCAGGAUAAAUGUAAAACCGCCCCAAGUCCGUCUCUUCCUCAGAGCCUGAGAAACUACUCUGAGGAGAAGCGUUUUGAAUGUAAGUACUGCGGCAAGUCCUUCAGCUGGAGCUCCCAUCUCAUUGCACACCAAAGAACCCACACAGGGGAAAAGCCCUACAAGUGCAACCUGUGUGGGAAGUUCUUCACCCGGAGCUCACAUGUUGUUUCUCAUCAGCGGAUCCAUACUGGAGAGAAACCGUACAGGUGCAAUCUGUGUGGGAAGUCCUUUACCCAGAGAUAUGUUCUUGUGGUGCAUCAGAGAACUCACACUGGCGAGAGGCCUUAUGAGUGCACCCAGUGUGGGAAGUCGUUCCGCCAGAGCUACAAACUCAUCGCACAUCAAAGAACCCACACAGGGGAAAAGCCAUACGAAUGCACCCAGUGUGGGAAGUCGUUCAUCCAGAGUUACAAGCUCAUCGCGCACCAGAAAAUUCAUUCUGGAGAAAAACCCUAUGAGUGCAGUCACUGUGGCAAGUCCUUCAGCCAAAGCUAUAAACUUGUUGCACAUCAGAGGACUCACACCGGCGAGAAGCCCUUCGAGUGUAAUCACUGUGGGAAGUCGUUCAGCUGGAGCUCGCAGCUGGUGUCGCAUCAGAGAACCCACACAGGAGAGAAACCUUACGAGUGUAAUGAGUGUGGGAAGUCAUUCAACCGGAGCUCACACCUUGUCAUGCACCAGAGAACUCACACUGGGGAGAAGCCGUAUCAGUGCAAGCAGUGCGGGAAAUCCUUCAGUCAGAGCUACGUCCUCGUCGUUCAUCAGAGGACGCACACUGGGGAAAAGCCCUACGAGUGCGGCCAGUGUGGGAAGACGUUCAGGCAGAGCUCCUGCUUUACUCAGCAUCAGAGGACUCACACUGGAGAGAAGCCCUACGAGUGUAAUCAGUGUGGGAAGACGUUCAGCCUAAGUGCCCGGCUUAUCGUCCACCAGCGAACUCACACUGGGGAAAAGCCCUACAAGUGCGGCCAGUGUGGGAAAGCCUUUAUUAGCAGUUCGAAGCGCAGUAGGCACCAGGCUACUCACAGUGAGGACGCCUGUAAGUCCUGACCAGUUGAGAGUCAGAGCUGAUGUUGACUCCUGGACUGAUCCAAUCCUCUCAAGUUAUGUGGGAAGGAAUGCAUUUGGCAGGAAGUGACAGUGUGAGAAGAAUGCACAUAGACCCUUUCCUUACCCCCAUGUCGACGAAAGAAAGGAGUAAAGCCUUCAGUUUGGCAGAUGUGGAUAAGAGGUCUCCGGAGAAGAAAAACUGUUACACACGGGCUGGGGUGUGUUCUUGAAUGACUGUGCAGGCGUCAUCCCUAAGCCAAGCUCAGAAGGCCACUUCCUGACUGGCAGAAGUUGUUUCCCAAAGCACUUCGUACAGAGAAGGCAGAAGCUAGACUUAGAAAAACUGAAUGUUAGAUCAAAUACUGCAAGUUUAGUGCAGAAGCCCUCUAGUUUGAGUUCUGGCCUGGUCUUUGAGAGCACAGCUUCUCUGUUGCAAAGCUGACACUCUGUAAAUUUAGUUCAGGAGGUAUGUGUUCUAAAAUGCUCUUACUUAGGAAAGUAACUGCUGGCCAUCAGCUUUGCUGUCCUGCCUCUGGCUCUUUUCCUUCAUGCUACUAGGUGGCUGAGCCACGACCUCCCACCUCAUCUCCCCAUCAGAGUCUUCAGACCUACUCACUGCAGGCAGACGGGUCACUUAAUCCCUCAUUUAUGCAGGCUUAACCAAUCAGCUUCCAGUCAUAGCCAAACGUAAGCUCACUUGGGAGUAUCUUACUGCUCUUGAAAGAGCUGCUUUUCUAUCUCAAAGCUUUGCUUGCUCUUCUGCUGUCCUCACUAGUCAUUCCGUGCCAUCAGGAGACAACAUAGGAGCCACUGCCGCAGAGUGACGGGUGGCCAUUGAGUUGUCAGGGCCCGAGUCCUCUAAACUAAGCUCAUUCUCAGCCAAGGAAUGGACUCCCUUGCCCUCAAAGCCCCCUACAGUGUUCCUGUGGAUGCUGGCCAUGAGCUGCCUGUUUCAGGAAAUCCACAAGCAGGGUCAAGCUUGGACCAGCAUGGAGGUAAGCCCAUGCUAAAACCCCAUCACUAGUGAGUGAAGCUAGAGGACCAUUCAAGACCAGCCUGUGCUACAUAGCAAGACUGUCUUGAAAGAAAGAGAAAGAAAAGAAAAGAAAGGAAACAAGCUUGUCUUAUGUGUGCUCACACACACAUAUUAAAUGCUGGUUCUUUUCCCUGAAUAAAGAAAGCACUGAUUUCUGAAUCUCAGAGAACCUAAAUCUAAAACCAAUGGCCUUUCCUAAAAAAGACUUAAGUGAACAGUUGACUGGUGGGUGUGUUGUGGUGACUCAUCUUAGACCUUCCACUGGAUCACGGUAUUUGACCGUGUCAGUCUGCAUAGUUGCCCUGAUUGGUAGUUUGUUAUCUGUUUUGUACACUUCUGUUACAAGUGAAGAUUUUCUACAACUAAGGCAAACGACCAGUUGAAAUGAACUACAGGAACCUGAGAAAAUGUUUAUGUAUAGCCUGAAGUUGAAAAGGGAUAAUAAUCUAUUUAUUGAUACUGUUGUUUAUGUUGUUAUCUCUCAGAGAUGCAUGUUGUGCUAUAACAUGGUACAAGGAAUAAAAGUUUAUCAGAAGCAAAAAAAGAAA